UCUACCUUGGGAGUAUUGAAUCAAAAUGAUUUUGCAAAACGCUUUAGACAUUAAACAUAAUAUCUACAGAAAGAGAAUCAACUCACUUAUGGCAACAAAAUAAAAUUGAAAUUGCGAAAAAUAAAAAGUGAAGCGCUGCCGAGAAAAACGUGAGAAUUUCACCAAUAUCAGAGUCACGUGCUACGAAAAGUGAGACGAAAAUAAAGAAGCAAAUACGCUGUACAUGACAAGAGAAACAAUGAUUAACUGUACUUUGUUAUUUCAAUUUUAAGACACUUUCGCGCAUUCGUGCUUAUUUUGUAAAUGCACAGUACAGAUAAUAGCAUAGUCUAUACUAACAAAUUUAUGUUAAAAGACGGAACAACAUCAUCAUUUGACAGAUUAAUUAUAAAGCUGAUAUUACACGUCAGCUGCAAAGUCAUCAAUAAUAGGUGUCGCUUCCGUCACUGCCGCCAUUACCACUCUCGAGACGUCAUCGUUUAACCUAUAUCUAAAAAGUAAGUCAAUUCAUCGACCUGUGACUUUCAGCGCGUACUACCAGCCGCGUGCAACAAAAGCGAAUCGCAUGCACUUGACGGUGAACGUGACAAAGUCUGCCGCGGAUGAUGCGCCGAUUGCAAAUGUCAAACAAGAAAAAUGCCGGACUCGACUCAAAGUGGGUCGUGUCGACAAAGAAAGCGAGGCGAGGCGAGGCGAGACCUCCCGCACGUUUUUCCGAUAGCUUUUAUCCGCGCAGUUAUGUCGGUUAGUUUCGUUUCUGGCGCGUUAUGGAAGCGCGCCAUUUGGUAUUCAGGCCUCAACGCCCACCCGAUAUAAUAUGCCAAACGUUGCGCGCCGUCAUGAGACGAGAGGCCGAAUAAUAUUCGAACGUUAGAUUGUACUCACGAAUCGAUAUUCGCCUACGCGAAUCAGUGCGUAUGAUUGCUCUCGAUAAUCUCAAUGAUGAUGGCGAGCUUCUUCUCGCACAACGGAGGGAAAACUGGAGGACUGCGACUCGCGUUCCCGCAAGAUACAGGGUGACUAGACGUUCUGAUUUUUGAGGACGUAUCCUUCUUUUCCUUUGGAUAUCCUCGAAUGUCUCUAGAUGUUUCUAAAUGUCGCAAAUACGUUUCAAAUUGCUCUUAAGUUUCAAAAACUUACAAUUAGCCCGUGAAAAUCAAAGACUAUAUAGUGCGCGCGCGGCCGGGCGAGAUUGAUGUUUCUCACUGAACGGGAAUGUAUGUUUUAGGCACGUCUUCGACGGAAGAAACGAAAUUGAGUUUCAUAGGUAUAAUGGGCUCAUCGAUGAUUUCUACGUUAAUCUCACAUAGAGAACGACCACUAUGCUCGGACCGGAGUUUGCGAGCGGUUGCCAGGGUCGGCCAGGCGGUAAAUUUGGCGGUCGAGAGAUUCGUGACCGUCGGCGAAACUAUCGCGGACGACAACCCGGAGAUCAAACAAGACAUGUACGAGGCGUGCAAAGAGGCGAGGGUUGCAGGCUCAGCAAUCGAGAAAUUAUGCGAAUGUGCCUUGGAAGACAGCUUGGCUGACCGAGGUUCCGUCGUAAGAGCUGCCAGAUGUCUCCUAGGCUCAGUGACAAAAGUCCUCCUCCUGGCAGACAUCGUCGUGGUCAAUCAAUUGCUUCAUGCCAAGGAUAAGGUCGCCCGCAGUCUCGGGCGUCUCGAAAGUGUCUCGAAUUUCACAGAAUUCGUCAAGGCGUUUAGCCAAUUUGGAGGAGAGAUGGUCGAGUUGGCACAUUUAACGGGUGAUCGUCAGAAUGAUCUCAAAGACGAGAGGCGACGCGCGCAAAUGGCAGCGGCCCGACAAGUAUUAGAGAGAAGCACCAUGAUGCUACUCACGUCCAGCAAGACAUGUCUAAGGCACCCCGAGUGUCCAUCCGCUAAGGAGAACAGAGACACCGUUUUUUGCCAAAUGAGAAGAGCGAUGGAUCUGAUACAUUACGUUGUCAAGGACGGAGUAUUAGACUGUAGCGAAUCUCAAUCCUACUCGAAUUCACAGAGUCCGCAGCAGGAAGACUGGGAUAGCAGUACCGUUUGCUCAGCUUUGAAACACUUCGAAAGGCUCGUCGAAACAACGAGGAUGACCCUGCUAGGACCGGGUUGUCGCGAAACACUUACAUCAGCGCUUGAAACAGUGGUCGAGAGGACACAAGACUUCACCGACAGCGCUUAUACGAGUCACGAGCACAGAGAAAAUAUUCUUCUGCUUUGUGAUCGCGCGAAACUCGAGCUCAAUACACUCUUACGGAUCGGCAAUAGUAUGAAUUACGAGGGCGGCGGGGGUUCACCCAGCUCGGAAAUGGAACAAGCGGUGAUGGGUGUGUUACGGGCGACUAGAGACCUUCGCCAGCAACUCAGCGCGACGACGAUGGAACAGGCCGGCGAUCUUGGCCAAGUGACAAAAGCCGGUCAGGAACUCGUGUCAACGAUCAGAAAUCUCGCGUUGGCCAAUGACAUCGACCGUCUACAAGAGAGCAGCGACAGGUUCCACGAGUAUAUCGAACACAUUCUCGAAGUAUGCAAACUUCUAAGACACGUUGCGCUUUCGGAAUCGUUGCAAGUGUCGGCCAAGUUCACGGAGAUCAACUUAAGAAUAUAUGGUCCUCAAGUCGUAACGGCCGCGCAUACGUUAGCCAGGCAUCCCACCAGUAAAAUAGCCAAGGAAAAUCUCGAAGUAUUUGCUGACAUGUGGCAGUGGCUCAUGACUGAUGUGACGACAGUAGCGAAAGAUGUUUUGGAACUCAGUCAAAACCGGCCAGAGAAGCAGGUUUACAUGUCUUUACCGCGGCCAGGGAAACAUGGUACGACGAGCAAACCGUUAAAACCAGUACGGUUGGACAGCGAGGAGCAGGCAAAGAUCGCUAAGGCAGGACUCGAGAUGAAAUUGAUAACCUCGGAGAUGGAUGCCGAGACGGAAAAGUGGCAGGAGAGCGGAAGCGCUCUAGAAGAGAACAACGACAUCGUAAAACGAGCGAAGAAUAUGUCGUCGAUGGCAUUCUCGAUGUACCAAUUCACGCGAGGCGAAGGCGCCCUGAAGACCACCCAGGACCUAUUCACCCAAGCUGAGUAUUUCGCCGAAGAGGCAAACAGAUUGUACAAGGUUGUGAGACAAUUCAGUUACCAGGUACCAGGUGGACCACACAAGAAAGAUCUCUUGGAAAAUUUGGAUAGAGUACCAACUUACGUUCAACAACUGCAAUUCACCGUGAAGAAUCCUACCGUCGGCAAAGCCGCCACUUUUACAAAAGUCGACAAUGUCAUACAAGAAACGAAAAAUCUCAUGAAUGUGAUCUCGAAGGUGGUCACAACGUGUUUCGUCUGCGCCACAAAGUACAACCUGGAUUUCCGAGGUCUGUCGGCGCGCGGGGCCGGCGGCUCGCCGUACAGGGGCGGAGAGGGCGGGGGAGCUGACGGCGACGGUGGCGGAGUUGGCGUCGACGGCAGCAAGACGGGCUCCGCCCCCGGCAGCGACCCGUCCGUCUGACAGUUUGGGAUGGCCCGACGGGCCAAGGGGGACGCUCGCCGCACCCGGGUUUCCUUUCUGCUUUUCUAGGGAGAACCUCGCCUGCCCCACCGACCAUCAAAGCGACGUACACGUCGACCGGAUGUCGCGGAAUUGUCGUCAAGAACAACUGUCGGCAAGUACCGCGACGACCGUGCGGGAUACAGUAUUCGGAGGUGCCUCGCCUGGCCGGGAUACGUUCGUCGCCGUUUUCGCGGAGGCGACGUAUUGCGCGUAGUAACGAUAUUCGGAACCUGUGCGUGAGGAAAGCGUUCCUCCUGGACGCCCUGAUGAUUUUUGGUAUUUGAAAGCAGGAGAACGGAUUCAAUUUAACGCCUUCGCGACGUAAAAUGAGAACGAUCGCGAAAGUGUUGAUUGUGUGAAAGAAUCCUGGUUGAAACGUUAGGAUUGAUCCAGUCCGCGGUGAUACUCUCGCAUUUCGACCGGAGAGUAUAAGCAGUUAGUCUCAGUAUUAAUCAACGAUUUAUGAUAUGAAAAGGGUACAUGUACUUGAAAUGUUGCGACGGUUCGAUGUGCUUGGACAAUCGUUUAAAGUGUAACGAAGAUAUACUUGGUCGACGUGUACGUUUCGCCAGAUCGUUUAGUUGUAUACUUUAACUUGUAAUAAUGAGAAACAGAUUUACACGCUUCUGCUUGUUAGUGAGCAGGUCUCAGAUGUACGUCUGAUUUUUACUCCAAGCAAAUGAGUUUGGGAGCACACUUAUUUACACGGUCGAGUUCCGCCGUGCCACGCGUGGCGAUCGAGGCGUGGGAAAGCGAAAAAUCGAACCAACGAGUUGGUACCACGUGGAGUUGAGUGUGAAAGUGACGGAUAAAAUGUGCGCUAUCUAUGUAGUUUACGAGAUUGCUCUUUGAUUCGAUUACGUGAUCCACGCUUUGAUCGUUGGCAACACCGGUCGCUACUAAAAAUAUCGAAUAGCAAAAGCUGCUCGCGAACAAUGAAAUUCAUUUUUACAUCUUACAAUUAGUGUAAUUAAAUUAUUUUCACGUUUUCACGUUUUCAGCAAUAAAAUUUCUAAGAAUGAGGUUACGCUAAAUAUUGCGGCGUUACAUUUCACUGCUGCUACUACGUUAAUAACAGCAUCACUUGCCUGCUGUUACAUUUUGCACGCCGUGUUUAAGAGCAUUCCGUAACGUACGUCGGUUUAAUAAAUUACAAAAUUAUACGCUUCCAAUGAUUACGAUUAUACGAAAGUGAACUCUAAGUGAAUUCAUUUAACACGCAGUACGUUUUGUUACGACGCUAAGCUAAAGUCGCUCAAUACUUUCGGCGUACAAGGAAGAACAUAUCUUGCAAAUACUUUGGAUCUCAUUUUCAUUAUCCUCGCGGCGAAACUUUUCCGCUGAACAUACGACUGCGCACAAACAAAUCAUUCUUCCAUAUCGAGAAGUUGGUGCAACGACAAUAAUUAACAAAUGUCGAUCGCAGUGCCUUUUAGGUGUGAAAACUUUGUCGAAACUUUGCCGGGGUUCAACCUCAGCUCCCGAAGUGUUACGCCAACUUCGGUAAACAGAUUAUGCAGAGAGGAGUCUCGUAUUAUACUUGCAAGAAAAUAGCUCGCGCAUAUACAUACAUCUGCAUGACUUUAGCGCGUGAUCGUCAAGGCGUACUGUAUCCGCGAGAAGCUUAAAAGCUCUCUCUGUAUAUCUCUCUCUCUCUCUUUCUCUCUCCAUUCAAAAGCAAAUCGACGAAAACUAAGCAGCAUAUGAAAAACCACACACGUCAACGAACGACUUUCCUUUCUCUCGCGUUGCACUCAAUUCACUGGCUAAUUAGAGAAAUUUGAACAGUGGCGGUCUCUAAAGUCUUUAUACGAGUCUGCUCACAUAAGAGUGAGUAUACUCUCUUUUCUUACACUCGCUAACAAUUUUAUCCGCCAUUCUUCAAAUUCCUCGUAGCAUAUCCACGUAUCUAAAGAUACUACAGUAUUUAAGCACUGACCUUGCAAUUAAAAAUCUUUUUAAAAAACGUAUCGUUUUUUCACGCAACUGCGAUAUUUACGAAAAAUAAUGCAGUUAAUCGAGUCUUCGUAGAAAAAAAGACACUCGUGGGGCAGGAGGUCUAUCGAGGGUGACCUGGGGGCGGCAGCAGGGCGGUCAGGGACGUACUUUGUGGCAAAGACGUACAUUCUGUCACCACUCGAGAUCGCAAGCUGCAAGUCAGCUUAAUUUUCAUCACUUGUACAAAACGAAUUGACUUGUCCGAUUUGACGAUAUUUGUAAUCACAUGAAUAUAUUAAAGUUCUCGUGAGAAAGAGACCAAAGUUGAGUUUUACGAUUGUUCUCAAAUCGGAUACUUCCGGGACAUUCAUCGAAAAAAAAAAAAAAAAACAUCAAAGUUCCUUCUCGAUGCCACAAAGAAAAAUGAAAAAGAGCGAUAAUUACGUAGAAUCGCUUUUGAGACCGUUGUAAACCCUUCAAAGAAACAACUCGAACCAUUUGUUUUAUCAAUGUAUCGAAUGCGAUCUAUCGAAUCUAUUUAUCUAUGUAUCGAAUCAAUUGAAUUGUAAAUACAAGCGUGGGGUAAAAAGUGAAGAUAGAUUCUCAAGCGCACCACGAUGGUAGCACGCGUUCACGAAGAGCUCGAAAUUAUUCUACAUUCGCGGGAUACCCAAAAAUUUCAGCAUGUUCGAAACAAAUUUCUAGCAAUACGUGAUAGAGAAUUCGCCCGAGUAGAAUUCGCAUUAGUGAACUGCAAUCCGGCGAUUGCAGUCGUCGAGUUCCCUUCGUAUGCGCGAAUGCUCGCAAAUAUGUAAAUGGCGGAAGCGAAUCUCCUGCAGAGACGCCGGAGGUUUGCUCCAGCAUGCGAAAUCGCCGCGAUUGAACAUGGUUUCACCACAAAUAGAUGCUAUGUAGAGGUUUCACGAUUUCUCCUCGAUGUGCGGCAAGAUUCACGAGAGGCACAGGGAAUUAUAUAUCGGCCGAUUCUUAUAAUCUUCUACAGGCACGACAGAACAUAUAUCGUGACGAUAACAAUGAUAACAUCGGAAUAUGUUAUUGUUGUUACCUUUUCCUUUCAAAAAAAAAAAAAAAAAAAAAAAAA
Messenger RNA from Acromyrmex echinatior (Panamanian leafcutter ant), 6565 nucleotides. It is a transcript of the gene alpha-Catr, whose product is annotated as alpha-catenin related. Gene Ontology annotation, biological process: cell adhesion; Rho protein signal transduction. Gene Ontology annotation, molecular function: actin filament binding; cadherin binding. The record is from RefSeq and is a predicted model, not a curated record. NCBI's taxonomy places the organism in Eukaryota, Metazoa, Arthropoda, Insecta, Hymenoptera, Formicidae.